Messenger RNA from Lycium barbarum (goji berry), 870 nucleotides. RefSeq lists its product as uncharacterized. Gene Ontology annotation, molecular function: zinc ion binding; nucleic acid binding. The transcript has a single exon. The coding region runs from base 1 to 870 and encodes 289 amino acids. NCBI's taxonomy places the organism in Eukaryota, Viridiplantae, Streptophyta, Magnoliopsida, Solanales, Solanaceae. The record is from RefSeq and is a predicted model, not a curated record.
AUGGCAUCGAUUUGGGACAACUUCGACAUAGAAAAAAUAUCGAACGCUAGGUUUAAGCAGGAUUACAUAAGCCCAGUAACUGAAGGGGAUCAACUAAUUGUGGGGAUUGAGGAAGAAUAUACUAGUACUGAAAUUGAGUAUUGGAAGAAUGUAGUAGUGUGCUAUGUUCUUGGAGCACAUCCACCAUUCUCGGUACUCAAUGGCUACAUUCAAAGGCAAUGGGGGAAGCUGGGAAUAAGUAAAAUAGCCAUGUUAAAAAAUGGAAUUGUACUGGUCAGGUUUGACAGUGUAGAAGGGAAAAAUGAGGUGUUACAAGGUGGCGUUUAUCAUUUUGACAACAAACCAUUGAUUGUCAAAGCUUGGAACCCUGACAUGGAGAAGCUUGGAACCCUGACAUGGAGUUCUCAGGAGAGGAAUUAUACUCAGUACCCAUAUGGAUCAAACUGCCAGGAUUGGAUUUUUAAGUACUGGAAUGCAAAAGGGCUUAGUAAGAUUGGAAGUCUUGUGGGUAAACCACUAAUGGUUGAUAAAAAUACUGAGAAGAAGUUAGGUUUGAACUUUGCUAAGCUGCUAGUAGAAGUCAAAAUUGGCAGCAAGUUACCAGAUGUGAUAUAUUUUAAGAAUGAAAGGGGAAAUAUAAUAGAGCAACAGGUUACAUAUGAUUGGAAACCUUAUGUAUGUACUAUCUGUCAAAAUUAUGGGCACUCAGCUGAAGAAUGUAGGAGAAACAAAGCUAAAAUACCACAAGAGAAGCCAACUCCUGUAAUACCAGAGGAAAAAUCAAAUGAGGAAGUAGUGACAGAGCAGUUAGAUGGAAGGGAUAAAAGGAAAGAGCAGCCUGAUGGGAGAGAUAAGGGGGGGAAAUGUUAA